UCAACAACAGCCCACAGUGCUUCUGCAGCAAGUAACACCCAUAAAACAAAAGCAAAAAACCCCUCCAAUCAAACAUGACCCCAACAUUCAUUUUCUCAAUCCUCCUGUUUCAACUCCUCUUUGCCUCACAGCCAUAUCACCUUAUCCUCAUCUCCGCAGCCGACGGUAGGUGGCAGCUUCUACAAAAAAGCAUUGGCGUCUCAGCCAUGCACAUGCAACUCCUUAGAAAUGACCGUGUUGUCAUGUUUGACAGAACAGAUUUUGGCAAAUCUAAUCUGCCAUUGCCAAAUGGGAAAUGCCGCACUGACCCAAAUGACACAGCGCUAAAAGUAGAUUGCACGGCUCAUUCAGUUGAGUACGAUGUUUUGACCAACAAGUUCAGGGCUCUCAUGGUCCAAACCGACGUUUGGUGCUCUUCAGGCGCUAUCAUGCCUGAUGGCAAUUUGGUCCAAACCGGUGGUUUCAAUGACGGUGAACGUAGGGUCAGAGUUUUUAGCCCAUGCAGCACCUGCGAUUGGCAAGAAAUACCAAAUGGAUUGGCAGCCAAAAGAUGGUAUGCCACCAACCAUAUUUUGCCAGAUGGCAGACAAAUUGUUGUCGGUGGUCGCAGACAAUUUAACUAUGAGUUUGUCCCUAAAAAUGUUGCCGCCAACACGUUCAAUUUGCCCUUCUUAUCGGAAACCAAUGACCGUGGAGUAGAGAACAAUCUCUACCCUUUUGUUUUCCUUAAUGUUGAUGGAAACUUGUUCAUUUUCGCUAAUAAUCGAGCUAUUUUGCUUGAUUAUGUGAACAAUAAAGUUGUGAAGACGUAUCCGACAAUACCAGGUGGCGAUCCUAGAAGCUAUCCAAGCACUGGUUCGGCUGUCUUGCUUCCAUUGAAGAACUUGAAAGCUCCUGCUAUUCAAGCUGAGGUUUUGGUUUGUGGGGGUGCUCCUAAAGGAUCUUAUCUCGAAGCCCUGAGAGGUAAAUUCAUUGCAGCCUUGAAGACUUGCGCGAGGAUGACAAUAACCGACCCCAACCCACAGUGGGUCAUGGAGACUAUGCCCAUGGCUAGAGUUAUGAGUGACAUGAUUUUGCUUCCAAACGGCAAGGUUUUGAUCAUCAACGGGGCAGGUUCCGGAUCAGCAGGAUGGGAUUUGGGCCGGAACCCUGUUUUAAGUCCAGCCUUGUACCUGCCCGAUAAUAAAAUUGGGUCACGGUUCCAAGCACAAACCCCGACAACAAUUCCUAGGAUGUACCACUCCACAGCAGUUUUGCUUCGUGACGGGCGAGUUUUAGUUGGUGGAAGUAAUCCCCACACGUUUUACAACUUUACGGGAGUCCUUUUCCCUACCGAACUAAGCUUAGAGGCAUUUUCUCCAGCAUAUUUAGACGCUAAAUUCAAUAAUCUGCGACCGACAAUCGUUGCCCCGAAGUCUUCGUCCGAGAUUCAAUACGGGAAAAAGUUAACUGUUCAAGUGCUGAUCACGGGUAAAGUAGCUCCAAAUUUGGUUUCGGUAACAAUGGUAGCACCAUCUUUUACUACACAUUCAUUCUCCAUGAAUCAAAGGGUUCUCGUACUAGGAAAUGACAAAGUGACGGCGUUGGAGAAAUCAACGUAUAACAUUGACGUCACGACGCCACGUUCUGCUAAUCUUGCGCCGGCAGGGUUUUAUCUUUUAUUUGUGGUUCAUCAAGACAUUCCAAGCCAAGGCAUUUGGGUCAAAUUGCGGUAAAGGAAAUACAAAAGAUUCAUUCAAAAUAUCCAAAUUAAAGGUUUGCAUGUUCAUAAAAGAUUUCUUUCCAUGUGUACACUUCUUAUUAUUCUUCUCGACGUGACUUAGUUGUUUUUUUUAUAUUCAGCAAUCCCUGUCGGUUGCUCUUAUAGAAUUAGGAUACCAUGUUUGUAACUUUGUCCUCUACAAAACUAAGUGUAUUUACAAAGCUCGAUCAAUAAGGAGGAUUUGUUUUAAUUAAUUGUUCUUA
Theobroma cacao (cacao) is the source of this 1965-nucleotide messenger RNA. Lineage: Eukaryota; Viridiplantae; Streptophyta; Magnoliopsida; Malvales; Malvaceae. The record is from RefSeq and is a predicted model, not a curated record.